Molecule: messenger RNA, 3346 nt
Organism: Pseudocercospora fijiensis CIRAD86
Lineage: Eukaryota; Fungi; Ascomycota; Dothideomycetes; Mycosphaerellales; Mycosphaerellaceae
Exons: 3
Coding region: 486-2693 (735 amino acids)
Biological process (GO): fungal-type cell wall biogenesis; transmembrane transport
Source: RefSeq, a predicted model, not a curated record
ACGCUGACGACGACUCUAGCGGACACGAGAUAGGAGAGCAGAGACAUCUUCACGCGUGUAGAGUCUGCAUACCACCAUCCACCACCUCCUCCACGACAACGACAUUCGUUUUCUAGCUCUCUCCGCGGCCACGACGCGCGAAACAAUCGAAAGCGUCAUCCGGCCACCAGUGCGGCGGCGACAAGCGCUGGCCCAACGACCACCAAACUCUCGCCCGCCAGCCAUCCGUUCCAGGAAGGCGAACCUCCUGCCUUUGCCGUUCGUUCUUCGAUCCCUUACCACCAACAACCCCGACUUUCGCUUUGUGUCUGCACCAGCGGCGGACUGUGCGCUCGACUCCUCCUAAAAACACCACCGUCGCCGCUCGUCAGCGCGCUGACGACGCCCACCUUCGCUCCGCGCCUCCGGGCCAGCCGGCGCGCAUACCAAUACCAGUCGACUGCAUUCAUCUCGGACACGCCCUCAGAGCAACCGCAGCCGCAAUCAUGACGCGCUCAGUAACAUCAUUAAUCUCGACCCUCCUCCUGGCGCUUGCGCCGCUCACAUGCGCCGAGCGCAUGCUGACGUCCACUUCGCUCAACCCCUGUCAGGCGAACAACAACUUUUCAGCGACCCUCUUCGACGUCGUAUUCACGCCUAAGAAUCGCUCGUUGGCAUUCGAUGUGGUCGGUGUCAGCAGUAUCACCGGAAACGUUACUAUCGAGCUGGUGGUGCUCGCAUACGGUCUUUCGGUGUACAAGACUACCAUCAACCCAUGCGACUCCGACGAUUUCCAGGGACUGUGUCCCAUGAACGAGGGCCAGAUCAACCUGAACAGUAAUGCGGAUAUCCCAGCAGACAAGCUGAAACAGGUACCAGGCAUUGCGUACACUGUACCAGAUCUUGAUGCCAAGGUGCAGGUCUACUUCAACUCCACUAACACUGGCACAUCGGCGGCUUGCGUCGAGGCAGAGUUGUCGAAUGGAAAGACGGUAGACCAGAAGGGAGUGGCAUGGGCACUGGCCGUGCUCUGCGGUCUGGCGCUUGUCUCAUCAGCCAUCACAUCUGGACUCGGACACUCGAACACCGCUGCCCAUGUUGCUGCCAACGCAAUGGCACUUUUCGGAUACUUCCAGUCGCAGGCCUGCAUUGGCAUGACUGCCGUGACCCUACCCCCGAUCGUCGCUGCCUGGACCCAGAACAUGAUGUGGAGUAUGGGUAUCAUUCGUGUCGGUUUCCUGCAGACUCUCGCCACAUGGUACCAACGCGCAACUGGCGGAACUCCAACUACGAUAUUGUCGAAUUUGAGCUCUGCUUCCGUGCGAGUUCAGAAGCGUAGUCUGGAUGACUAUGCUCGCCUUGCCAGCCGCGCCGCCGAUCAGCUUCACAAGCUCAUCCUCAAGCGAUCCAAUGCUGGCUCUCAAGGUACCGACACUUCGACUACGGUCACUGUACGAGGUAUCAAUCGUGUUGGAUUUACUGCUGGCAUUGAGCCAACUAAUAUCUUCAUGACCGGCUACGUCUUUUUCCUGAUCUUCGUCAUCUUCGUGGUGCUGGGCGUAUGCAUCUUCAAGGGAGUUUGCGAACUACUGGUCAAGGGUGGCCGCAUGAAGGGCGAGAAGUUCCAGGACUUCCGCAAUGGCUGGACUACCGUGCUCAAGGGUAUCCUCUUCCGAAUCGUGCUCAUCGGCUAUCCACAGAUGGCUGUGCUCUGCUUCUGGGAGCUUACUGUUCGCGAUUCCGGAGCCAUCGUCGUCUUGGCCGUAUUCACAAUCUUCUCUAUGUUGGCCAUCCUCAUCUGGGCAUCAAGCAAGGUCAUCAGACUGGCCCGCCGAAGCAUUGCGAUGCACAAGAACCCAGCAUACAUCCUCUACUCAGACCCGGUCUCUCUCAACAAAUGGGGUUUCCUGUACGUCCAAUUCAAGGCCACCGCAUACUAUUUCAUCCUGCCAUGGAUGGUAUACAUCCUCAUCAAGGGUCUCUUCAUCGGCACCGCGCAAAGCAGCGGCACUGUUCAGGCAGUUGCUCUCGUUAUUAUCGAAGCCUGCAUGCUGAUCGCUGUCUGUGUGCUCCGCCCAUACAUGGACAAGAAGACCAACGCGUUCAACAUUGCCAUCUGCGUGAUCAACUUUUUGAGCGCCAUCUUCUUGCUCGUUUUCUCCGACAUUUUCGGUCAACCAGGUAUCGUCACUGGUGUCAUGGGCGUCAUCUUCUUUAUCUACAAUGCCGCCUUCUCCACCAUCCUACUCAUCAUCGUCCUCGUCGCAUCGAUUAUUGCCAUCACUGCCAAGAACCCGGACACACGCUAUCAGCCAAUGCGUGAUGACCGUGGCAGCUUCAUCAAGUCGCAGACCCAGUUGAACACCGAGCUAGAUGCUCUUGGAGCUACUGCUCGCGGGGAGUCGAAGCAUGGCUUCAACGCGAACAAGAGCGGAGCACGCAUCGAGGAUGAUGAUGACAGCUGGUCGGGCGGUAGCAGCACCGAGCGCCAGAAGGAGGCUCAAGCCGGUGGCUACGGGUACAACCCACCACGUAGUCCGAUGAGUGCGCACACCCCAGCAUAUCCGGCUAGCGAUAAUGGGAGUGGGAGGCAUCUCCCACCCUACGACCGAAGCGCAACCGCCAGCCCAUACAGCGUUGGAGGCGGACAAAAUCGCUUUCGUCAGCCAGGCGCAAGUCCGAGUCCUUGGCAACGAGGUGCCGGCUAUGAAUAAAUUUCGCCCUCCAUUCUUCAGUGAUCCUUCAUCGGAGACUAUGAGUAUGGCGAUCCUAAUGAGUACAGAUCAUCAUCCCACUCCAGGCGCGAGACUCGAGCAAGCACCAGUGUUGCGACCAACGCUGCCUCGUGCAAAGUCUUCAACUGAUACCGUGGGCAAGGUUCUCGACUUGUACUACAACAGUCGACAACCUCCGCCCGCACCUUCGACUACAAGGCAUCCACUGCUCUAGGCUAGCAUCGGUGGGGAGAUGGAGAACAGUGCGUAUAAUGGCCUUUUUCACGAAUUUCUGAAUUUGUAAAUAACCCCUGCUGCUAUCGGGUCUGUUUUGUUCUUUUAUGCAUUGGGCUGGUCAAAGUGGCAUGCAUAUUGUCUCUCACGAAGUAAGUCGCUCCCUAGUGGGUGCCUACCAAUUGGAGUUGGCUGGAACUACAAUAAAUAUUUGAUUGCUUCGGCAGGAACGCAGGGAGAAGAGCCUGCGAUCGAUAUCAUCGAGGAUGAAACGGGAUGUGCGGCGUUUUUGAUCGUGUCUCCGAUGGAAAAGUGAGAGGAUGCCAUAGGACAAAGUCACUCGAUUCCAAUGGAAAUGUGGAUAAUUCACAUACUUUGCUGCUUCGCGAUUUCUCUUUCACCGGGGCGGCGUGCAUCAA